Bombyx mori (domestic silkworm) is the source of this 6006-nucleotide messenger RNA. RefSeq names its product plexin A3-like. The record is from RefSeq and is a predicted model, not a curated record. Bases 212 to 2071 code for a protein of 619 amino acids. The transcript has 2 exons. Gene Ontology annotation, molecular function: protein binding; semaphorin receptor activity. Gene Ontology annotation, biological process: negative regulation of cell adhesion; positive regulation of axonogenesis; regulation of cell migration. Lineage: Eukaryota; Metazoa; Arthropoda; Insecta; Lepidoptera; Bombycidae. Gene Ontology annotation, cellular component: plasma membrane; semaphorin receptor complex.
ACAUCAAAUAGGUAUAUUUUUUAAUUCUAAAUUUGUUUACGAGGUCAUUAAGGUUACGUUACGACUACAAGUCAAUAAAAUUAUCGAAACCCGCAAAUAAUUAAUGAAAACUAAAUUAUAACUCCGCCUAGUGCAAUUAAUUUUCGAUCAUAAGGUUAUCUUGGUUUUGUACCAGUUUAGUAUUCAUUGUGCAUUGUAUUGCGCCAACAGCAUGUUUGUUGUUUUAUUUAUGUCUCUCAUUCUUCUUUGUACUGCAUGUUUCGAAGACAAAAAUGCGGAAUUCCAACAUUUGGUUGUGGACAGAAACAGUGGUCACGUUUUUAUUGGAGCUGUGAAUAAGAUUUAUGAGUUAUCUGAAGAUUUAGCGAUCGAAAAGUGGAUUCCAACCGGACCUCUAAAUAAGACUGAUGAUAAAUUAACUGAUAAUGUUAAUAAAGUGUUGAUUCUUGAUGACUCAGGUCGAUUGAUCACUUGUGGAUCAGCGCUUGGUAUCUGCUCAAUUCGGAACAUAACUAAUAUCUACAUCGGUUGUGAUGUUCCCAUUACCGUUGUUUCUGACGAAGAGAAAGUUUCAACUGUAGCAUUUCUAGCAGCCGGUCCCUUAAGUUCCAAUCGUUCUACACGAAUCCUGUACUUAGCAUCUGAAGUAAAAGACAAUAAAGACAUCCCUUCAAUAACCGGUCGAUUGUUGGAUAAUAGGAAUGAUUUUGAAAUAGCCAAAGUAUUAUCGGAACAUAAUGAAAUCAACCAAGUUAAGGGAGCAGACAUACAUAAUAAUUUCUUGUAUGCAAAAGAUAACAAUGUUAACUAUGUAUAUGGUUUUAGUAGUGGAAUAUACAGUUAUUUUUUGAAGACGCAGAAAAAAGAAGAUGGCGAUUAUCACAGUGUUAUAGCUCGGGUAUGUCAAGAUGACGAAAAUUAUUAUAAUUCGUACACCGAAAUACCCAUAACAUGCAAGAAUACAGAUAAUACUUCUUACAAUCUGGCACAGACAGGGUUUGUUCAGAAAGCUGCUGGUUUUUUAGCCCAGUCUUUGGAAAUAUCUAGCAACGAUGACGUCCUCUACGCCGCAUUUUGCCCUGAUAAUGAAAAAUCGUCAUCUCCUUUAGAAAAGUCAGUGUUAUGUGUUUUUUCCCUUCAGAAUAUCCGUAAAAAGUUUGCCGAAAAUAUUAAAAAAUGCUUUAACGGUAAUGGGAUGAGAAGUAUUGGACUAAAGAAACCAGAAUCGUGUCUUAAAACUGAUUUACAAACAGACUAUGAAGACGUUUGUGGUUUAGGUGUAAAUGUACCGCUUGAUGGUAGAAUUCCCUUAGAAGGAAAUGCCCUAAUAUACUUUGCUGAUAAAGUUUCAGCUUUAAUUGCAACAAAUGUUCGAGAUCACAGUGUUAUUAUUGCUGGCACUGCGAGUGGGCGUUUAAAAAAAGUAAUUGCCGAUAACGCAACUCUUGGUGUCGAAUACCAAGACAUCAUAGUCCACGAAAGUCAUCCCAUUAUGAAAGAUCUUAUCUUCAGUCAUAAUGAUGAGUACUUAUACGCAUUAACCAAAGUUUUUAAGAUACCAAUUCAAGAGUGCAGUGAUUAUAAGUCAUACACAGAAUGCUUUCAGGACAUUUAUUGUGGAUGGUGUUCACCUAAACAAAAGUGUACUAUUGAAUCGGACUGCAAGUAUGCUCAUUAUAAAGACCCACUUUUUUGGAUAUCUUCGGGCAGUAAAUUUCAGGCGGUGAUUACUGAAGUUAAACCUAAUAAUAUAUUUAUUACAUCAGAAACGUUACUGACGGUCAAAAUAGAGAAUGUCGUUAACUUAAUCGAUCAGAUGUUUUGCAAUUUUGUCCUUGAUGGUGUGUCUUAUGUUACAAAUGGAACACAAAUUGAAAAAGGUACUCAGUGUAAAACUCCAAUAUUUAAUUCGAAUAAAACUUAUGGUCGCGGUCUAGAUCCUAUUCCUAUUAAAUUGUUGAUUCAAAAUUCAAUAACAGAACCGGCUUUUGCAGCGACGAUAGUGAAUUUUCUUGAUUGUAACACCUUUACCUCGUGCACUGAAUGUAUAAAAAAAACUGAUUGUAAAUAGUGUUUGAUAGCCAAUCUAUGCACUCGUGAAGUCAAUAAUGAAUGCACGGAAGAUCAUUUGUUUUUGUCCUGCAAUAAUUUCGACAAAUGAUCAAGAAAAGUACGUUCAUUCCGGCGAAACAGUGGGUAUAUAUAUGAAGGUACGUUUAGUGGGUUCUUUUCUCAUACAGUCCAGAUUUAUCUGCAAGUUUCGUGUAGAAAAUGGUGUUGCGUCUAUUUCUUAGAUUGUAUAAUCUAUGGGGGACACGCUAUACUGCGAUCGGGUUAAGUUUGAAUACACAUCGAAUUCUCCAGAAAGAGCCGUGUCCGUCGACGUAAUCUGGGGCGGUUCAAAGCAAUUAGAUAACCCGGGGAAGAAACAUUUCGUUCUGUACAAAUGCGAUAAAAUGGCGAAUAAUCUAGAUACCUGUAAUAAGGUACCGAAACAAUACAACUGUAAAUGGUGUGCGAAAUCCAAUAGUUGUCAGUUUCAAGAUUUUUGUUGAUAUUUUGAUUUUUAUUGAUCUCAUCAUGAAUGUUAUUAUGAACGAAAAUUAUUUAUGGUUUACUUAUACUAUCUUAAUUUCAAUGCGGAAAUAAAAAUCAUUUCAAAUAUGUACCUGAUUUAUUACUAAAAGCAAUAAAUAGAUAAAACGUAGAAUUUAUUAAUAAAAUUAACAAAAAGAACUAACAUUACACAUAUUACAUUUGGCAUCACAGUACUUCGAACAAUACAAAACAGUAUGUAGAUAUUUUCAAAGCGUCAUUACGUCUAAGUGAUUUCAGAUUAUAAAAGGUAACAAAAUAAACAUAUCAAACUAUUCUGACGUCAGAAGAAAUUCUUAGAAAUGCAGUGAGACUAUGUUGAAGGCAAACAAUAUACCAGUUUAUGAGCUUUUAAACACAAAAGUGUCCUUAAAAGCAGUCUAAAGCUUAUUCUUCGUAAAACCGAAAAGUAGAAAACAAACAAAAUUAAACCUUCAUGAUGUACAGUUAGAGACAUUUGAGAACCCAAUAAAAUAUUUUAUAUCAGUUAUAUGUUUUUGGAAAUAUCUUCAAUGUACAGAGAAACCUGACCCUAUAAUGUGGAUUGUAUGAAUCCUAUGUUGAUAGAGAGAUUCCUGUUCUCAUUUCCGCGGGAGAUGUCCCGGUUUUGGAAAUACAUUACUCCUUCGUGUUGUUUACUUUAUUUAAUUUAAUUAAAGAAAGUAUAUCUUUUCGAUUCCAGCGCCCAUCACAAAUUUAUCUUCAACCAAAUGUUAUUAAAUACAAUAAAUCCAAGUAAGUGAAAAUGAAUUUCAAUCAAUCAAUCUUGAAUUAAUUUUCGUCAUUAAUCUUCAAUUAAAUAUUAUCAAAUAUAAAAAAAACUAAUAAUAGUUAGCGAAAAUGAAUUUUGCUUUUAUUACGCAGGUAAUAACGUAAUACGCACAUUUUAGGGAAAAUAUCUACAAACCAAUUUAACACAUUCAUAAUUGCAAAAACUUCACAGUGUUAAAAAUUUGAGUGUCACUAAAUACACCAUACAAGGAAGAGUGUAGAUGAAUUACAACAUUUAUCUAAUAAUUAGCAUUAGAUUUCCAAAUAUUCCACAGAUAAACAACAAACAAUUACGAAAUAUGUAAAAUAUUGAAAAUUCUGAAUUUUAUAAAUCUACAUUAUCAUGUUAUUUUAUCAACAUUUUUGUCUUUGACAUCUGUUAAUAUUUGAGACCUGGACAUGUUAGUUUAAGUUAGUUGUCCAUAUCUUUUAACACAUCCGAAAACUUCAAAUUGACGAAUCAAUUAGUUUUAAUAACUAAUUUUCAAGAAACGGUGGGAGUAUAAUAAUUAAAAUUGUACUUAUAAUAUUUAUGAACUUUUGAAAGCACCUUUCAUGUAAUACAAAAUUUAGUUAGAACUUAUAAGAAUUCGAUUAGAUCGCAAUCAUAUAGACAGUUAAUUUGGAUAAUUUAAUUCGGUUAAAACAACCGAUCUGCUAUGACAUCAAUUUCUUUCUUCAGACAAACCACAUUUUAACCUUUAAAAAAACACGUAGGGUUUACAAGAUCAAUUAUGAAUUCACUCUGAUGUGAUUUGAACAGUAUUAAAAUUUAACACAGGUUCUUCGUUCAAAAUGCACCACCAAAUAUUACGAGACGUAAUCGCAUAUUCAUCACUUAAACUAGAACGUUCUAAGCAAGACGAAUAAUAUAUUAAAAACUAAAUCACGUUUCUUGAAGAUGCGUUGAUUUCAAAAUUUACGCCGCAGUUUCGAGAAGAAGCUGUAAAUAAAUGGAUAACAAAAAGCAACGAUUAUAAGGGGAGAAGAACCAAAAAGGACAAAAAAGUAUAAUUUAAGUUACAAAUACAAAAAAAAAAAAAAAACAUACAAUAAAACAUUUAAAUUAAAAUGUGCAAUUAAUAAACUUACCUUAAAUGAAAUGUGCUAUUUUGUGCGAACUUUGAUUCGUGUGUCGGUCGGCCAAGACUGCAUCAAAUUGCAAGACAGUACUUUUUUUUUAUUUAUUGCUAUGAUCGGUGGACGAUCUCACAGCCCACCUGGUGUUAAGUGGUUACUGGAGCCCAUAGACAUCCACAACGUCAAUGCGCCACCCACCUUGAGAUACAAGUUCUAAGGUCUCAAGUAUACUUAACUCUUAAUUGGGAAAAUUACAUCAUUGGAUUGUACAAUACAUUUUUGAUUCAUAGAGUUCUUUUAGUUUUAUUAUUAAUUUAAUUCAUUUGUUUCAUACGUCAAUGAUUGUACUCUUGUACUCCGAUAGAUAAGCAGUUAAGCAUAACAGGUUUAAUGAAACUCAAAAUUAAAAGCAUCCAAUUAAUUUUUGCUAAAAAUCAACCAAUUUUAAGCACUGCUUUCAUAAGCUUCAGCGGUAGGCAGCGGCUCGGCUCUGCCCCUGGCAUUGCUGAAGUCCAUGGGCGACGGUAACCACUCACCAGCAGGUGGGCCGUAUGCUCGUUUGCCUACAAGGGCAAUAAAAAAAGAAGCUUUAAGAUGGUUUCACGGCAGUUUACAUAUACAAGAUUGUCUUGUUAAGCAUUCUGAAGCAGCCCUAACCAGAUGUUAAUGCAGAACGCAUGGAAGUGACAAGUGAAUUGACGUGCCAGGUGAAGAAAAUUAACAUGCGGCUUAUGAUGUAAUGACUCGUUUACAAUUUUUUUUAUUAAAGUUUAAUUUAUACAAUACUCGCUGAUUUUAUUUCGAUUUGGUAAUGUGCUCCAAGUUGUAUUAUUAUAUUAGAGGCAAAAAGCUGCACAACUCCGAAAAGAUUCACAUCCAAAACUACUUUAUAUUGCAAAACAUUGGCAAAGAAAAAUAAAAUAAAAACGCAAAAUAUUUCGAGAACUUUCUCAUAUAAUAUCUUACAUUUGAUAACUUACAGAGAGACUUCACAAGCAACAAAGCGCCGUGUUAAAUAAAAUAUAUUUAUUUAUAUAUCAGUAGUUCACAUUAAACUAAUCAACUUUUUUUUUUGUAUCGAUACUUUUAAUCGAUGUUAUGAUUGCACAUCUCUAAAGUAAAUUAGUUUAAUGUGAAUCGGAAAUGCUUCUCAACGAUCUAUAAAGAGUUUGCCGCCUUUGUGACAUGAAUCAAGAAUCAAGCAAUCAAAUAAAAUAUAUUCGCAUUCGAUUAUAAGGUACAAUAAAUAUGCUAGCAGAUCUAUGUGAUAAGACAUUUAAAAUUCCAAACAGCUUUAGCCUAAACUAUUCCAAGCAAAUUAUAAACAUCGAUUACGUAAAAAAUAGUAAUAAUAUCGAUUAAUAUAUAUUUUUCGUAAAUGUCAAAAUGCUUUUGUUUGAUUUUUAAUUAACAUCUCGUUAAAUUCUAUGAGAAUUGAAUUAUACACAAUCAUCUUUACGAGGCAAGAUUAAAGACAAAUAAUUAACUUCGUUAAAAUAUCUCGUAUAAAUUAUAACAAUGUAUAUAAAAUCUCGCUGAUUUAAAAUUUAAAAAAGAAAA